Molecule: messenger RNA, 2040 nt
Organism: Trichosurus vulpecula (common brushtail)
Lineage: Eukaryota; Metazoa; Chordata; Mammalia; Diprotodontia; Phalangeridae
Product: inosine-uridine preferring nucleoside hydrolase-like
Exons: 6
Coding region: 441-1400 (319 amino acids)
Molecular function (GO): hydrolase activity, hydrolyzing N-glycosyl compounds
Source: RefSeq, a predicted model, not a curated record
GAACAGCUGAACAAACUCCUAUGUAAUUGGUAUCCAAGGUGCUGGAUGCCAGUGGAGCCUUUUGAGCGGGAGAGCAGCUUAGGAAUGUCCUAUAGGCCUUUCUUCUUGCACCUCGCGGGACUUUUCGCCUCUCGAUCCCAUCUCACUCCCACUUGGUGUCAUCAUUUCACUGCUGUUGCUUGGAUUUUAUCCACUGGGUCCUCCAGAAGAUUGUUCUAGUUACCUCCUCUCCAGGAAUUUGAUCUUCAACAACUCUCACCUAGUGAGAGAUUACCUGAAGCCUCGGGUGAUACUGUUACUUCUUUAAUGCUUGCAUGGCCAGAGUGCCUCCUACCUAUAAUUAACUCCUGUUGUCUUACAGGUGGAACACCUAUCCUAAGCACCUGGGCAGUGUGCUUUCCUCCUCCAUUCCGCACCUCCCCUGAGUAGACAUUCUAGCAAUGGAAAAGAAGUUACUGUGGGUCGAUGUUGAUGCUGGAGUGGAUGAUGCUGCUGCCUUAAUGAUGGCUCUGGCAGCACCUAAUGUUGAAAUCCUAGGGAUCACUUGCUGUUUUGGAAAUACUACAGUGGAAAAUGUGUGUAAAAAUGUCCUUCGGGUAUUAAAAAAGUGUAACCAUUUACAGAUCCCAGUUUACCAGGGUGCUUCUUCCCCUUUACUCAAUACAAUGAAAAAUGAUUAUUUUUAUGGAACAGAUGGCUUAGGGGACGUGCCCGAUGCUGAUGCUCCUGGAUUCGACCAAGUGCAACAUGAACAUGCUGUAGAUGCAAUGAUAAGGGUCUUCAGUGAGAAACCUAACAAGGUAACUCUGGUUGCCACUGGACCUUUGACUAAUUUAGCUCUGGCAGUGAAAAUGGAUCCAAUGUUUCCUAAGAAAAUUAAAAAUAUGUCUAUAAUGGGAGGCAAUAUGUACUCCAGAGGAAACAUUGAUAUCUGUGCAGAAUUCAAUUUUGCAGCAGACCCAGAGGCAGCUUACAUUGUCUUAAAUGAAUAUACUUGUCCAACUUCUAUCGCAACUUGGGAACUUGCAAAUUCACAUUCACUACCUUGGGAAUUUUAUGAGAAGUGUACUUCGCAGGACAGUGAAAAAGCAAGGUUUUUGAAAGAAAUCUACACGGUAACCACAGGGUAUCAAAAGCGUCCCAUCACCAAGUUAAGGGCCCUCUACCGGAAACCAGGAUUUGUGUCUUGUGAUUGCUUUGCAAUGGCAGCUGUAAUUGCUGAGGACUCGGUCACAGAAUCAAUCUUCUGUGCCGUAUCUGUGGAACUGACUGGCUCCCACACCCGAGGAAUGAUGGUUUUGGAUCUAGACGACAAACUUAACAAGGAAAACAAAGUUUCGAUCGCAAAAGAGAUGGAUAUGGAAAAAUUCAAAGGUCUUCUGAUGGCUGCUUUGAAAUAGUAAAAAUAAUAUUAAUAAUAAUAAUAGCUAGCAUGGACAUAGCAUUUUAGGCUUUGCAAAGCACUUUGUAUAUGCUGUCUCAUUUGAUUUGAAAUUAAGUUUCCAUUAUGAUCUCAUAUGGUAAUUUUUGUUUUAAUAAGGUGUGUAGUUAAAUAUUACAAUAUCAGAUCUUUUGAAAUAAUUCAGAUUCGAAUAUAUAUCCAAAUAUUAGAACCAAAUUCUAAUUUUAAAAUCUUAAAGGUAAAUUUCAAAAUGUUCACUGAAACUGAGUUCUGUUAAGAUUUCAACAUGUUGGUGUUUCAUGAGGGAUAAUGUUUUAAGUAUCUUUAUUUGUGUGAAUUUAAACUAUUUUCAUAUGAUUGCAUUGCAUGGACGCCAGUAUGAGACCUUUGCAGAUUUCAGAAGCAACGGUUAUUUCUGUUUACUGGCCCCAGAAUCAGUUGUGACUGAGAGAAUGCAUUGAUUUAAUUCACAUUCAUACAGAUGGUAUUUUAAAUAAUUGACAAAAGCAGAGCACCAAAUGCAAUUUUUGUCUUGAUUUUACUAGCUUAAAUUUGAAUUGAGUUUGUUUCCAUGGAAAUAGCCUUCUGUUUAAUAAAAGCUUAAGGACUGACUGGUAGGGCUUUAUUAUUAUUCGUGA